UUUGUAACUUGAAGGUGAAACUUUAGCAGACCUUCCACUAUGACUUGUUAUUGUUAUAUAUUGUAAGUAACCUUGGCUUUUUGAUCCUACAUGCACUCACGGGCCAAACUCAGUUAAACUUGUUGCAACUUGUGUUUUAGUGCUUCGUAGUGGUAAUAACUUGUACUACAAAAGACACACUUGUUUGUUUCUUUCUACUUCCCAAAUCUCAUGGUGCCUAAUUAGUAUGUGUUAUUUCUUUUCAUCUAGUUUUUGGUAGUUAUAUUACAUACCCAAUUGGUCUCAAUCUGUGGUAGAAGAUGUUGAGAAUGAAGCAUUCCCAUAUUUUACCUCUAGCAUUUUGUAUAUUUUCCCUUACUUUGUUUCUUUCAGCCCAAGCUAGACAUCAUUCUCAUACAAAGCACAACAAGCACUCGCAUUCUCAUAAGUCAACUAAAACUUCACCACCUCCCCCACCCCAUAACUGCUAUAAUGCAACUGGCAUUUUUGAUGUAACAACAUUUGGGGCAGUUGGAGAUGGAAUUGCAGAUGAUACAGUGUCAUUCAAGAUGGCAUGGGACACUGCAUGCCAAAGUGAAUUACCAGGUAAUGUCAUCCUUGUUCCCAAAGGUUUCUCCUUCAUCAUUCAGUCUACUAUCUUCACAGGUCCUUGUCAAGGUGGCAUAGUAUUCAAGGUGGAAGGCACUCUUAUGCCACCUGAUGGACCUGAAUCUUGGCCUAAGAAUAUCAGCAGGCAUCAAUGGCUGGUUUUUUACAGAAUCAAUGGAAUGUCACUAGAAGGAAGUGGUUUAAUAGAUGGGAGAGGAGAAAAAUGGUGGGACCUUCCAUGUAAACCUCACAGGGGACCUCAUUGGACAACGCUCCCUGGACCUUGUGAUAGCCCAGUUGCCAUAAGGUUUUUCAUGAGUUCAAACUUGACUGUGCAAGGACUUAGGGUGAAGAACAGCCCCCAGUUCAAUUUCAGAUUUGAUGGCUGCAUAAAAGUCCAUGUAGAAUCAAUCUACAUAACAGCUCCAAAACUAAGCCCCAAUACUGAUGGAAUUCACAUAGAAAAUACAAAUGAUGUGAAAAUUUAUAACUCUAUGAUUUCUAAUGGUGAUGACUGUGUGUCCAUUGGAUCCGGCUGCUAUGAUGUUGAUAUAAAGAACAUUACAUGCGGACCAGGUCAUGGAAUUAGCAUUGGUAGUCUGGGAAUUCACAACUCUCGAGCCUGCGUUUCGAACAUUACGGUAAGAGACUCAAUGAUGAAGGGGACGGAUAAUGGGGUUAGAAUCAAGACAUGGCAAGGUGGAUCAGGAUCAGUAUCUGGAGUCAAAUUCAGUAACAUUCGCAUGGUUAAUGUGAGAAAUCCAAUCAUAAUUGACCAAUUCUACUGCAUCACUGAGGGUUGCACCAACAAAACCUCCGCAGUGUUUGUAUCAAACAUCCUUUACACAAACAUCAAGGGAACUUAUGACGUAAGGAGCUUGCCUAUGCGUUUCGCCUGCAGCGACUCUAUUCCGUGCACCCACUUAGCACUCUCAGAUAUUGAACUUCUUCCUGCUGAAGGAGAUAUAGCGCAUGAUCCUUUCUGUUGGAAUGCUUAUGGUGAUUUGCAGACACUAACCAUUCCACCAGUGUCUUGCUUGAUGCAGGGCACUCCUCAGUCCUGGUUAGACCAUGACAUAAAUGGUUGCUGAAUGAUAACUCACUAUGUACAUAAUAAUUAGGGAAUCUUAUGUUGUGAUUGUUGUGGUCUUGUGGAGUUGUGUUUUUUAUGCUUCUCCCAAGUUGUGAGCUAGAAAAAGUUGACUUUUUAUUGCUUGUAUCUUAAGAGUUAAGAGCUGGUUUUUGUAUAUCCACUUAGUAUCUUAAUACCUGAGUCUCAUCCACCUCAUUUGUAUCUCCUUUUCUCUCUUUUUGUAACUUCAUAAUUCUCUGAAUCAAUUAUGACUCAUCAGAAGUUACUUACAUGUGUCUUUGGAUCACCGUUAGUAGAAUUGAAUUUGGUCAGAAUUGAUUUUAGUAAAAUUGCAUAUGUUAAAUGUGAGUUAAAGUGACAUGAUUUAUGUAAGGAUACAUUUACCAAUAAA
This is a messenger RNA of Lotus japonicus, 2072 nucleotides long. Its product is annotated as polygalacturonase At1g48100. Gene Ontology annotation, biological process: carbohydrate metabolic process. The coding region runs from base 300 to 1679 and encodes 459 amino acids. Gene Ontology annotation, molecular function: polygalacturonase activity. The record is from RefSeq and is a predicted model, not a curated record. Lineage: Eukaryota; Viridiplantae; Streptophyta; Magnoliopsida; Fabales; Fabaceae. The transcript has 6 exons.